Molecule: messenger RNA, 1386 nt
Organism: Brugia malayi
Lineage: Eukaryota; Metazoa; Nematoda; Chromadorea; Rhabditida; Onchocercidae
Product: protein tyrosine phosphatase, putative
Exons: 10
Coding region: 1-1386 (461 amino acids)
Biological process (GO): protein dephosphorylation; cilium assembly
Molecular function (GO): protein tyrosine phosphatase activity; protein tyrosine/serine/threonine phosphatase activity
Source: RefSeq, a predicted model, not a curated record
AUGAAAGGACGAAAAGAGUCGAGAAAUGUGUUAGCUUCUUAUGGACAAGUAUCACAAUCAUAUCUGUCGAUUCGUUACGGAAUACUAUAUGUGACACCUUGGUCAUGGCGUUGUAAAUUAUAUUGCAAUGGUGCAAACUGCAAGUACUGUUCAUGGAAAUCAUGGUCGCUGAAAGAACAAGCUAUUCGAGGAUUAUAUUCCUCAUGGAUUACUCGAAACAUUGUGGCAAUGUCUCGACCAACUGUUAAAACAUUUACUGAUGACAAUCUCAUUGCACAAUUCCAAAAAGCAAACAUUUGCGCAGUUAUCAAUCUUCAAAUGCUUGGCGAACAUGAUUCCUGUGGACCGGAGCUACUACCUUCUGGUUUCACAUAUAAUCCGGAAAUACUGAUGCAGAAUGGAAUACAGUUUUAUAAUUUCGUUUGGCCAGAUUUUGGAGCUCUUGGAAUUGACAUUCUUUUGGAUAUUGUAAAAGUUGUUCACUGCUCUCUGAGACAAGGAAAGGUAGCUAUACAUUGUCAUGCAGGACUUGGCCGUACAGGUGUUGUUAUUGCUGCUUAUAUGAUUUGGGCCGAACAUUUCACAUACACAGAAGCCAUCAGUCGUGUUAGGACUGCAAGGCCAAAUUCGGUGCAGAGCAGAAAGCAAAUUAGGAUGGUAAAAGACUUUGGAAUGUUUUUGGAGAAACAUGGUGCAGCUUUGCCACAUGAAGCAGGAAUGGUACACUUAAAUGAUUACAUGCACAUGCAGGUGAAAAUUCUCUCUAGCAGUCAAGCCCGGAAAUAUCAUCAUAUUCCUAAGGUGUUGCAUGCAGCGAUGGAAGAACUGCUGCUUGUUGUUCAUGGUGAACUUGAUGGUAGGACACGACAAUGGAUUACAAACGUCCUAAAAUGCACAUCAAAGAUUGAUCGAGAAUUUUUGGAAAGAUGGCCAGCACGAUUGCCAAUACCAUCGAAAGUGAAAUCACAAGAAAUUGACAUUUGUAUAUGCGGAGUAAUGGAGAAUUGCGGUGAAAUUUUGGAUUCUAGUUGUAAAGAUGCAAAAAUAAUCAAAAACGGUGCAUUCCAAAUGAAUAACUGCACGAAAUUCAUACGUAACAAUUUCCGAGGCAACAUGCUUCUGUUACUGCGAACGUUAGAUCAGCUGAUGAAUUCAUUCAUUAAACCAAUUAUCCCGAAAGAAGAAAUACUUGGUGACCUUCGACGAAACAAUCAGCAUGCAGACUGGCAAUGUUUGAAUCGUUACCUUCUGAUCACGAUGGCAUCAUUAAGCAGCGGGAAUUAUAUGAACAUUGCAAAACUUAUUAGCCGUUGGUACCUGGGCGAAUCAGCUAAUGAUGAUAAUAAGAUUACUGUCACUCUGCAAAACCAACUUCAACGAGCUUGA